AUGCCGGCUGUUUUCCAGAAGAUCUCGAAGGAGCAAUGGGAAGAGUACAAGCCGAUUAUCAAGCGCCUGCAUAUGGAUCAGGGUCUUCCUGUGAAAAGCAAGAUUGGCAGACCAAACUUGACCCAAGUGAUGAAACAUGACCACAAUUUCGAUGCCACCCAUAGCCAGUACGAAGCCCAGCUGAAGAGGUGGGGAUGGGUCAAGAACCUGAGCAAAGAGGAGUGGAACCUGGUUCUGCCUUUAUACCAUUGGUUGAAGGAUCAACAGAUGGAUGUUCGGGUCAAAGUCUCUGGUAGGCCUCUAGAAAAGGCUAGGCUUGAGAGGGGUCGUCGAUAUGUCAAGACAAUAUUCGAUGGUAGUCUCGUCCCGCCACCAACUGACUGGCUUUCAAUGUCGGACCACCACCAUAUAACUAUCGAGACGCGCGAAGCGAAUAGAGAAUGGUCACAGUACCCACCGCGAGACCACACAGGAGACAUGCCAGAGAUUGGCUUAGCUCCACAUGUGAAUCUCUUAAUUGAUCAACUCAUGUUGCAAGACAUGCCGCCACAGGAGAAUAUUAUGGGAUUUGAAAACGGAACGCUUGUUCAAGCUACCCUUAAUGUUUCAGAGACAGCCGGAGCAUUUCCUGUUCCCAUGGUCGAUUCAUGGUUCAGUACCCGCCAAGCGCCCAUUCCUGCCUCCUCAGUAGUGAAGCUGCUCAAAAAUGAACCGCGCGUGUACUCGACGAUGCAUAAACUUCUUCUGGAUGCCCCGGCUCUUGUUGCGAAGCCCUUCGCUGAGAAUCUACUAAAAGCAUCUGUGGAAGCUGCCGACGCGGAAGCUGUGCAAGUGAUCGCGGGAACCAUGAAGCAGAGAGGGAUCAAGAUCAAUCCAAAUGAACUUAUGUGCGAGUGCGAUGGAAGGUUUCUCUCCCUGGCAGAGUGUGCGGGGAAACUUCGAAGCGUUGAGCUGCUUCAAGUCCUCUUGAGACUCGGCGCAGACCCAAAUAAGACGUUUGAAAAUAAGACGGAUAACAUUUAUGGCGCAUUGGAGUGGGCACUGGAUGUCAGUCAUGUGAAAGGGGUAAUUUUGGAAGGCGAAAUCGAACCGUCUUUCUCUCUUGUCCAAAUGCUUGUCGAGGCUGGUGCCAAAGUCGAAGCAAGUUUACUUGGGCAUUCAGCGGAAUGGUGCCGCGACUCGCAAAUUCUGGCGUUGAUGCUCCAAAGAAUCACGGAUGAUCAGCAUAGCGAGCUCUUAAAAGUUCUGCCGGGCUUGAUUGAAGACCUCGACAACGAUCUAGGCCAACAGGCGACACAGAAACUUUUCCAAAUCUGGAAAGGACACGGCUGUCAAUGUGGCAGUAGCGUUUGUCAAGACCCUGUACGCAUCAAGAACUAUCUUCAAAAAUCACUCAAGGAAGCAAUAAAUCGCCAAAAUUUUGAACUUUGCCAGCUAAUUCUCAGUCGCACCGAUCCAGAGCCCGGUGCGUUCGUUCGGGCAAUCAGGGGAGGGAAUCGUAGAAUGGCCAACCUUCUAAUCCAACACGGAGCAUGUGUGAGCGAGGGUACCGAUAGAGCAGUCCUAACCGGUCGCUCAGCUGGAUUUACCACUCUGGCCAAAUUCCUCUCACCAUUAGGGGAGGCCAUCCGACUGCAGGAUCCGUCUAUACUACAAUGGAUGGAAGAGCAAGGGGCAUGGGCCUUUGUCUCGGACGAAAGAUAUCUCGAGUCCGUAGCCGAAGCUGCCGCCGAUGUCGGGAAUGUGGCUGUGCUGGAGCGGUUGUUUGCCAUGGAUGUCGUCCGUGACCGUGACUCAAGCCCGAAUUUCCAGGACGCGCUGGAGGCUGCGACUCGCAAAGAGAACAUCCCGAUUGUGAAGCUGUUGCUGGACAACGGCGCCAGACCCCAUGGAACGAUGCUAGAGCAUGCCCUUGAAGCUAAGAAUGGAGAACUCGUUCGGAUGAUUCUAGACAACGGCAUCCUAUUUCCCUCUGACGGUGCGACAAAUGACUCCACUUCUCGCAAGUACAGCUGCGCAUUGGAACGUGCGAUUGAAUGGGGGAACAUUAAAAUAAUUGAGGAGCUCAUUCACGCAAAAGCCCACUACAGUAUCCCGAAGCAAGGGCAACGGGGACUAUGCGCUGCCAUCAAAUCAGGAAACGCCGUGUUGGUCGAUCUGCUGUUAUCAGCUGGUGUUAGUCUUGAUGCUCAGUACAACUUCCAUGAGUCUUCGAUCAGCAAUGUAGUGCACCGCAUAUCGCCCCUGUCGACGGCAGUGAGUAGUGGAAACGAGAAAAUGGCAAGCCAUUUACUUCGGAAAGGCGCAGACCCAGCUGAUGCCAUCGCCCUGAGCCUCGCCAUCGGACUAGAUAAGACAUCUUUAUUCAGAACGCUGCUUACAGCCUUUCAACAGUCAUAUCCCGUUGGACGUUCGGAUUUCGGGGCCGAACCAUUGAUUAGAGCGAUAAAAAAGGAGGGGCGACCAUAUGUCGAAGAGCUUCUUGAGGCCAAGAUGAAUGUCAACCAUUUGUCCCAAAGGCACGGGCGUACGCCACUUGGCAGCGCUGUCGAGCGCCAUGGCACUGCCUCUCUGGAAGUUGUUGCCAAGCUGCUGGAAUCCGGGGCUGAUCCUAAUGCUAUCGCACGCGUGGACCAAGGACGGAACCGUAACCUUGAUCACUGGGAGUCACCAAAGACCGCACUACUCAUAGCGAUUGAAGCUGGAAAUGAAGCCAUGGUAGAACUCCUCUUGAAGAGUGGUGCUGACGUGAACAAGGAAGCCCAGCGAGGUAUAACGCGAACGCCACUACAAAGUGCCUGUCAGCGAAGAAGCCUGCCGAUUGUUCAGCUCCUACUUAGAUGGGGUGCAGACGUUAACGCCCCAGCAUCUAGCCGAAACGGAGGCACAGCUCUACAGCUUGCUUGCUUGUCUGGCAGUAUAAAAAUCGUCCGGCUUCUUUUAUCUAUUGAUGCUAAUCUUUUUGGCCCAACUUCUGCUGCCAACGGGCGAUCAGCCCUUGAGAAUGCGGCAGAGAACGGGCGUUUGGAUGUCAUCAAGGUUCUCUGGGACGCAACAGGAGGCUGCGGAUUCCCAGCCAGGGAGGUGGCAAGGGCCCAGCGUUUUGCAAGGGCCAGAGGCUUCCCGGGUUGCGCAGACUACGUCGCCAAACUGGCAGAAGCCUCUUUGCUUGAUUUUUCGAUGACAAUCGUGCCCUAA
Molecule: messenger RNA, 3198 nt
Organism: Clonostachys byssicola
Lineage: Eukaryota; Fungi; Ascomycota; Sordariomycetes; Hypocreales; Bionectriaceae
Source: the annotation of a GenBank genome assembly